Harpegnathos saltator (Jerdon's jumping ant) is the source of this 3020-nucleotide messenger RNA. Its product is annotated as ATP-binding cassette sub-family G member 4. Gene Ontology annotation, cellular component: plasma membrane. Bases 1089 to 3020 code for a protein of 643 amino acids. Gene Ontology annotation, molecular function: ABC-type transporter activity; ATP binding; ATP hydrolysis activity. The transcript is spliced from 14 exons. NCBI's taxonomy places the organism in Eukaryota, Metazoa, Arthropoda, Insecta, Hymenoptera, Formicidae. The record is from RefSeq and is a predicted model, not a curated record. Gene Ontology annotation, biological process: transmembrane transport.
CCAAUACCAAAAUAAAUGUACAACUUAAAACUGCUUCGACAAUGACAGUAGUACAUCUGAGUUGUACAUUUAAACAGUAGUACAUUUAAAAGAAAAGGAACAAUACAGAUUAAGUGCAUAGCAUAUGCGUCAUAAUAACUUCUUACAUGAAAUAUAUUUUAUACAUGAAAUAAUAUAUUUUAGCGAAAUGAGUAAUAAAAUGAGAAUUAUGAUACUGUAAGAAGUUUUUAUGACUCAAUGAUUAGUCGUCUUAAAUAUGGAUUCCAGAAACAUGUAAAUUUGCUGCAUAAUUUUAAGAGGUAUAAAUAGUAUACCUACAUUGAUUAAACAUUAACACUGUUCUUCAUUGUAGUGAUUUUAAAAGCACAUGAACGUAACUGAUAGUGACGAGAGGUCGGGUCAAUGGUCAUUCAUAAAACAUACACUUCAUUGUGAUAAUAAUAUCAUAUGCAGCAUAUAUUUUGAGUAUAUUAUAUCUAGCUUACCACGCGGAAACAUUCGCAAUAACAUUAAAUGGCCGAUAUAAAAAUUAAGAUAGCCUGUAAUUAAAAUAGUUAUAUUACCAGUGAUUUGACGUGGUUAAAAAAGAAAUACUUUUUAGGAAUUUCUUAUUUUAAGAUGGAAUUAAAGAUAUUUUUUUACUUUUUGCUAUAGUGAUUUGCUAGAAUAAACUAAACAUAUAAAAAUACCGGAAGGACGAGAAGGAACGAAACAUACACGGAUAAUAUCAGUACACAGCCAGAGUGUGAUCAUGAUAAACCUAAGAUACAGUAGCUUACUAUAAUUAAAACAAGGAAACAAACAAUAAUACGAUACCAGUAUCGGAAUUGGAGAGAGGAGGAGGGUUGAGAUCCAGUCUGCUGCCAGAGUGGGGAUUCGAGCAAGAUAGAGAGAGGAAGAAAAGCAUGAACCUGUGUCUUCGAGUUCAUACUCUAUCCUCUGUCGCGGACAGUCCGCCUCCUGCCUACCCAUCGCUUUUAGACGUUCAAGUAUCAAGCUGCAUGCUACGCUAUUCGUUAGUGUGAUAAAUGAGUGUUCGAGCCUAAUCAACUCUAUCACUGAGCUGAACUCACACCAAGCGCGGAACGAUGGAGAUAUUGAUGCACGAAGCAAGUAAUCGGCAGGAAAUAGAUACAAAUAUGCCAAUUAGCACGACCGAUUCUAAAUCUGUGCUCAAGGAAAAACGUGACGACUUAGGCGAGCUUGCCCAUGUCGGAACGCAUGAUAAUAACAGAGAAUCAGUUGAUAUCAUCUUUGAGGACAUCGCUUAUACCGUAAACCUUGGUUGUAAGAAAGGGCAAAAGGAGAUAUUGCACGAAAUUAAUGGAAGGCUUCCUAGCAAACAACUGAUCGCCUUGAUGGGACCGUCUGGUGCGGGAAAAUCUACAUUACUUGACGUUCUGUCUGGUUUUCGCGUAACCGGAGUGGACGGUGUUGUAUUCGUUAACGGUCGCGUCCGGCAUCUUAACACUUUCCGCAAAUGCAGCGCAUACAUCACACAAGACGAUCGAUUAGAACCUUUGCUUAAUGUGCUGGAGAAUAUGCGAGUCGCUGCUGAUUUAAAACUACCAACUGAUACGCCACGACAUAAAAAGGAAAUGAUUAUCGAAGAGAUUCUCACAACACUUGGCUUGUACGAACACAUGGAUACGAGAGCCGGUAGAUUAAGUGGCGGUCAAAAGAAACGGCUGUCCAUUGCUUUAGAAUUAGUCAACAAUCCUACAGUAAUGUUCCUUGACGAACCUACCACAGGAUUAGACAGCUCGUCAUGUAUGCAAGUUAUAAAUUUACUUAAGAUUCUUGCACGACAAGGAAGGACUAUAAUUUGCACUAUUCAUCAACCUAGUGCAUCUCUAUUUCAACUCUUUGACUUGGUGUACGUUCUAUCAAAAGGAGACUGUCUUUACCAAGGAGCAACUAAUAAAUUACUGCCAUAUUUGGAAAACAUAAAACUGCCAUGUCCUAUGUAUCACAAUCCUGCAGACUAUAUAAUCGAACUUGCCUGCGGAGAAUAUGGUGACGAUAAAAUUGACAUGUUAAUAACGGCGUCGCAAAAUGGAAGAAACUUGCAAUGGUUCGACAACCCGGAAGCCCUGAAAGAUGCAAAAAGUUUAAGAGCGGCACAUCCUUUGAGAAAUUCGAACAUACCGGAAAGAAGUAGUCCCUUACACGCGACCAAUUUCUAUUACCAAUUGAAAGUCUUAUUAAGAAGAGGUUUUAUUAUGUGCAAACGAGAUACGACACUGACACACUUGCGCAUCGGAGUUAACAUAAUUGUUGGUGUGAUGCUUGGAUUAGUUUUUCUACGGUCCGGCGCAGACGGCUCGCGCGUUUUGGACAAUUACAAUCUUCUUUUUUCUAUCCUUAUACAUCACAUGAUGACAACGAUGAUGCUUACUGUGGUGACUUUUCCAAUGCAGAUGUCUAUCCUCAUUAAGGAACAUUUUAAUAGAUGGUACAGCUUGAAAGCAUUUUACGCAGCGUUAACGGUGAUUGAUCUGCCAAUUUCAAUAGUGUGCUGUAUAUUAUUCUCGUUAAUUGUAUACUUUAUAUCGGCACAACCAUUGGAGAUCGUACGAUUCUGCAUGUUUUUAUCCAUUAGUUUAUUUAUCAUGUUCAUAGGCCAAGGAACUGGUCUCAUGAUAGGCGCUGUGUUCAACGUAGUAAAUGGUACGUUUAUGGGACCGGCAUUAGCGGUACCACUGAUGAUGUUUGCUGGAUUCGGAGUUUCUUUACGUGAUCUACCAUCCUAUCUGAAAUGGGGGAGUUACAUUAGUUAUUUACGAUAUGGCCUAGAAGGACUCGUUUGUGCCAUCUACGGGCUGGACAGGCCUAUCUUAGAUUGCAAAGAGAAGGGUGAAAUAUAUUGUCAUUAUAAGUAUCCUAAGAAAUUUCUGGACGACAUCGCCAUGAGAGGAGACCAAUUUUGGAACGAUAUUAUUGCACUUUUCGCAAUACUGAUCAUCACAAGAUGCGGUGCAUAUCUACUUUUACGAUGGAAACUGAUGUCACUACGAUAA